AUGGUGUAUUUCCUCAGCCUCCUCGCACUCUCCCUCUUGCUUCCCACUUCCUCAUUCACCCAGACGACGUCUAUCGAUGUGCGCGAAGCCACCAUCUCCAGCAUCCACAGCUCUCUAUUCUCUGGCCUCACUACUUGCCGAGGUAUUGUCAGCGCCUUCAUCGCCCGGAUCGAACGCUUCAACUCGGACAUCAACGCCAUCAUCACCCUGAACCCAGAUGCUCUCUCAAUAGCCGACUCGCUAGAUGAGUCUCUUUCACGAGGCAAUGCCACGGGGCCACUCUUCUGCAUCCCCAUCUUGCUCAAGGACAACUAUGACGCCCUCCCCAUGCCCUCGACGGGCGGCUGUCUGGCCCUGAACGCUUCAAAGCCUGCUCAAGACGGUCCUGCCGUGCGCGCCUUCCGCGACGCCGGGGCCGUGAUCUUGGGCAAGUCGAAUCUGCACGAGCUCGCGCUCGAGGGUCUCUCGGUAUCCAGCCUCGGCGGCCAAACCAUCAAUCCGUAUGACUUCACCCGCACGCCCGGAGGGAGUUCAGGCGGCACAGGCGCAGCAGUUGCUGCCUCGUUCGCCGUGUUUGGCACGGGGACUGACACGGUGAACUCCCUACGAAGCCCAGCGAGUGCCAACAGCCUGUUCAGCUUCCGGCCGACACGGGGCCUGAUUUCUCGCGCAGGCGUCAUCCCGAUCUCAUACACCCAAGACGCCAUCGGCGCGAUAGGACGAUGCCCCUUGGACCUAGCAACGGCCUUGACGGUCAUGGCUUCCGUUGGCUACGACCCAGCAGACAAUGUGACCUCCGCGAUCCCGCCCUCAGUGCUGGGCACCGACUACACCUCCUUCAUAUCGCAGGGCGUCCGCGCAAACCUGACGGGGAUCCGCAUAGGAGUGCUCGAAGGGUUCUUCAACCGGACGGCGAGCAACGAAACCACGCCGGUCAACAACGCAAUGGACAACGUGAUCUCUAUGCUGCAGUCCCACGGCGCCAGCGUGAUUCUCAUCAACGACACGACAACCUACAACGCCACCUCGAUCUCGGCCCAGAUGGACGUCCAGACGUCCGAGUACCGCGAAAUGCUCAACCACUAUCUCUCGACGGACAACCUGACGGGGCCACACCCUCGAACGAUGCCGCAACUCUACACGCGCAACCAGAGCACCCCGGAAUUCCUCGUAAUCCCGUCUCAGUACUCAUACGUGGAGACGGCGCUAGUCUCGUCGACGUCCAACGCCUCGUACUACCUCAAACAGUCGCUGAUCGCCAACCUCACGCGGUCUCUGCACGCGACCAUCCUCACCAACAAACUCAGCUGCGUCAUCUACCCAGAACAAAAAAACCUGGUCGUCCCAAUCGGCUCGCCGAGCCAGUCCGGCCGCAACGGCAUCCUGGCGGCCGUGACAGGCUCCCCCGUCAUCACCAUGCCCAUCGGCUUCUCGCCGCCCUCGACGACCGCCCCAAUCGGCAUCCCCGUUGGCAUGGAGAUCCUGGGCCUGCCCUGGAGCGAGGGCACGUUGUUGCAAGUCGCCAAGGCCAUCGACGAUGUGCUGCAUGCUAGGCGGAUGCCCGUGACGGCUGGCUUGAACGAGACUGUCGAGGUCACCAAAGCCUACACUCAAGUGCCGCGCGUCGUGCCGCUGGGGGCGAAGAAUAUAGACAAGGCUGCGUACCCUCUAGGCGUGUAUUGA
Messenger RNA from Cladophialophora psammophila CBS 110553, 1683 nucleotides. RefSeq lists its product as uncharacterized. The record is from RefSeq and is a predicted model, not a curated record. The transcript has a single exon. Lineage: Eukaryota; Fungi; Ascomycota; Eurotiomycetes; Chaetothyriales; Herpotrichiellaceae. The coding region runs from base 1 to 1683 and encodes 560 amino acids.